Molecule: messenger RNA, 765 nt
Organism: Dermacentor andersoni
Lineage: Eukaryota; Metazoa; Arthropoda; Arachnida; Ixodida; Ixodidae
Source: RefSeq, a predicted model, not a curated record
AUGGACGAGGAGCCAGCCAACAAGGGAACGGCCACGCCCAAGAACAGGACCAGGACGACGAAGCGGCAACCGCCGGCUGCCGACGAUGACGGCAGUCUUUCUCAAGAAGCUCCCAGUGCCAAGCGAGCGCGUGGAAGGCCCACCAAGGACAAGUCUUCAUCUAAUGCGAGGACUCGGUCAGCGAAGCCGGUAACACCCAGACCUAUCGCCACCGCGGCUUCCGGAAAGACGAGAAAGGCCGCUGAUGCACCGGCACCCGGCGCCGAUGCGAAUGUCCCGUCCACCAGCAAGGGACCCAAGUCGCACAGGGUGAGCCGGAAGACGCGCUCGAGGAGCUCCUCCCCGAGCGACGCUCACAUUGCUGCGGCCAAGGCUCCGAAGCGUCGGCACCGCUCGCGGAGUCACUCCCAUGACGGCAGCAGUCAUCACGCCAAGAGGGGCAGGAGCCGCGGGAGAUCAAGGCAUUCGUCCCACAACGGUCAUGGUGGCCACAAACGCAAGGGCGGCCGCCGUGGAGGGUCCACCACCACCUCGCAGAGCAGCCGAGGAACAAAGAGGGGCCGCAGGAAAAGCCGCCGCCACCAUUCCAAGAGCAGCACCUCUGCUGCGAGCGUGAGUACCAGGAAGGGCGGGAGACGGCGCCGCCACGCCCGUAGUACGCGUUCGUCGUCGAGCCGCGGCAAGGCGGUGAGCAGCUCCUCGUCGAGGUCUCGUCGGGCCAAGGGGUCUGCUGGCAAGGCUACCAAAAGAGGCAGGCGCAAGUAA